AUGCCUAAGCGUUGCUUCACUAGCUGGCUUGCCAUGCACAGAAAGCUACUUACAAAGGAUAGAUUGCUAAGGCUGAAGAUAAGCCAAGACAACUGGUGUAUUAUUUGUGGAAGCCAACCAGAGACAGUGGAACAUUUAUUUUUUGAGUGCAAAUUCUCUGCGGCAUGCCUACAGAUGCUAUUAAAAUUGGUGCAGAAAGGUACAAUAAAAAAUGAUGUCAAGGGGGUAUGGCAUAGAUCAAUAAGAGCGGUCAAAGGGAAGAAGUGCAGGGCGCUUAUCACAGCAAUGACAGCAGUGUUGAUAUACAUAAUAUGGUGGGCAAGAAAUGAAGCUCUAUGGAACCAGCGAGCCCCUUCACCGGGUGUUAUAUGUGCACAAGUCCAGCAAGAAUGCAAGAUUAGAGUAGUAAUUUUUUACACAGGAAAUGUAGCAGGAAUGAGAGGGAGUGGAUAG
Nicotiana tabacum (common tobacco) is the source of this 453-nucleotide messenger RNA. RefSeq lists its product as uncharacterized. Lineage: Eukaryota; Viridiplantae; Streptophyta; Magnoliopsida; Solanales; Solanaceae. The record is from RefSeq and is a predicted model, not a curated record.